Messenger RNA from Pocillopora meandrina, 15657 nucleotides. The record is from the annotation of a GenBank genome assembly. NCBI's taxonomy places the organism in Eukaryota, Metazoa, Cnidaria, Anthozoa, Scleractinia, Pocilloporidae.
CUUUCGUUUCACUUAUGUUUGCCUCGUUUCUUGUCGAGUAAAGACUUUCAAAAUAAUUUGAGUUACAGCCGGAGAUUUUUGAACGAUUUGCAAUGGCUGGUGCCAGCGGAGAGAAUGCAGAAAGUCCGACAAUUUCUCCCAGACAGCAAGCGAAUAGAAAGCCCUCGCGAAAUCGUCUUUCUUGUCAAGUCACUCUUCUCGAUGGAACGGUUUUGACUACAGAUCACUUACAAGUAAGUUUUUUCCAACGGUCUAUUCGAUGUUUUUAAGCUACUGUAGUAGAUCUCGUUAAAAAUCUUGAAGUUUAACCCACAGUUUUUCCAAUUUUAUGAUGGGAAAUGCUUGGGGAAAUGUCUUACCCGAAAUGUCGUUGUCAAGACGGGCAGCAGUAUAUUUUGAAUCGAACUUUAAGCACGGUUCGAAUGGCAAUGAUUGAAGCGAUUACAUGGAAACUUUCCAAUACCUAACAACUCUUGUUGCUUAACGACACGAUUUUAUAUUUGUCCUAUGGCUGUUAAAUGGUGUGUUAUUGUGUCUCGUGAGAAGUCAAAUUGGAAAAAUUGAGAAAGGAAACGGUCGUCUCCCGCGGACCUACAAAAGCAUUUUAUGUAAAUGUCUACAGCGGCUUUGACUGUGCACAUUAACACGUUUCAUGGCCGAUCAUCAGGGUUUGCCUUAUCUGCAAAUAAAUCCUACAACACUGAAAGUUAAGGUGAAUCGUGUGUGGAUUUCAAUUUGUUGCCAGUCGACCUCUGUUCUCUUCGAUGUUUACAUCAUGAUUAGGAAGAAAAAUUGUUCGAUGUUCGCGUUCAUCAUUUCAUAGUUGGUCUUCUUUUAGCUAUUUUCCCUAUGCAUUAAUGGAUUCUCUUACAUGAAACUGCAUUUUGAUUUAUGACUUCAUAUUUACUGCCUAAGGAUUUGUUUUCAUCUAUUCUGCUCUUCAUGUUCCAAAAUUGGCAUGGAAUGAUAAAGAGCAAUUGGAAAGAGAGCCAAUGUUUUGAUUUUCAGCGAACAUUUUGCAGGAUAAGUAUAGGUUGUGUUAUUAACACUUCAAAACUAACAUUCUGCAAGUUAUAUUUUAACGUCCAAACGUCAUCAUAGAUAUGAUAACGUUAGAAUUCUGUUAUCGAUGCCAAAAUAUAUUUGAUUCGGUUUGACCAAUUUAGCAUUCGAAAAUUAAAAAGGUGUUUUUCGUUCCUAGCUUUAGCUUUCGUCAAUCUUUCGGUCUAUAAUUCUAUGUUCUUGCGAUGAUUUUUGACACACGAAUUACUUCCUCUCAAAGAAAAGUGCCAAGGGUAUGGACUUGAUGCACUGGGUAACAACACAACUGAACAUUACAGAAAAAGAGUACUUUGGACUACUAUGGGAGGACAAAACAGGAGAAAAGGUAAUAGGAUAUUUUUAGGUUACCCAGCACAACUAAGCUUUGGGUUAUGAUUAGGGUAGAUGAUUGUCUUAAUAUAACUUUUCUUUGUUGUGUCUUGAAGUAGAUCGCCCCUUAUCGACAAAUUUAACUCCGUUAGACAUUGAAGAGGAAAAAAAAUUUUCCCUAACUUAUUAUCUUUUAUCGAAACAAUUUUUUCCGUUGCGUGACCAUGACCUACCAAAACAACUUAUCAAAAUUGUGUUCUGCAAUCGUUUUUCCUGUGUUUGCUUUCUGUAAAUUACAAUAUGUUUUUGUUUUUUCCCUUUAGUACUGGCUAAAUCCUCAAAAGAAAAUAACAACUCAGCUAAAAGGUAUUUUGCGAGAUUCUUCGUAUGAAAUUUCUUCCCACGAUUAAGCCCCAACGCCUAAAUUUUAUUGUUAUGUAAAUGAGUAUCCCGGACAAUUUUCCUUAGAGAAUAAUAUUGUCCACUAGUUUGUUAUGCGACUUUUAUCUUGGUAGCAUGAAUUUUUUAUUUUUGAUUCAGUACUUCUUCCCAAAUGGUUUAUGUUAACAAACUAACACAAAAUAUGUGUUGUAAAUAAUCAUGCACUUGUUCAGAACGUUAUAUAUUUAUUAAAAUGUUGUUAUUUAUAACUAAAUUAAAUUUGUUGUGAUUAGCAUUAAUGGAUGAUCCCAGACAGCUUUUACUAAUCUCUGCAUUAUUGUGAAAUAAAAAGAUUUGCUUUUGAAGCAGUUCAGCUCAAAGUAUAUCACGGGAUAACCAAGGUUAAUCCUUUACCAAAAGAAUUAGAAGGAGUGGGUUCGUUUGUGAUGUUAUCAGCAAAAAGGACUGAUUACAAUCCCCACUUCACUGACCUAGCUUUCACUACCUAUGUGGUCUGAUUGUUUAAAUAUUUCUUGAUGGUUGCAUGCUGUACAACCUGUUGGCUCUCUUAACUUCAGUGUACACAGGAAAUAGUAUGUCUGAGUGAGAUCAAUCUUGGACACGCAAGAGCCCCAGUAUUUUAUAAAGCUCUUUUUUUAAUGUGUGUGUUUCAUUUGUUUGUUUCAUAACUGCAAACAAAAUUAAUAUAGCAAUACCAUUCUUUGCACUUUUGUGAAUCAAACGGUAACAGAAUGAUGUUUCUCUUUCAUAUUUCUGCCGUAUUACAUCCACUUGUUUCCUUUUCCUGUUGUGAAGUAGAAGUACUUAAAGAAAAAUUUCCCUUUGUCGUCAAUGAGUUUUUCGCUGACAUAUUUGAUGUUGAAAUGCUUCAGUUCUGAUAUUGAUUCUGAUAUAAGUACUGUGGUCACUUGUUGACAUGAAGUUAGUUCUAUAUUAGGUUUCAUUAGCAAUCUAAAGUACUUUAUUUUAUCAAACUCAAAAUCUAACUAUCAUGAAAAAUUGAUUUUCAUAAAAAUGGAACAAAAGGAUGGGAAAAUUAUGGAAUUGAUGUUAGCGUUUUGAUUCUCUCUCUAAUUAUCUUUACCAUGAAGCACUUGAUAUGCAUGGCAUUUGUUGAAUAGUUUAUUUAUUUACCUGAUAAUUUUUGGAUGAUGUUAAAACAUUCAUUUAAAAAUAAGAAACUCUAUUUUAGCAUUCUAUGGAUGGUUAUGUUGUAUACAUUCGCAAUUGUUUUUCAAGUAAAAGUUUACAAGUUGACUGUCAACAUCUACCCUUUGUUCUUCCUUUUGUCCAUACUUUCUGAUGUAAGACAUAAUUUCUUUUUCUAGAAGGUUAAUCUGUAAACAAAGUUUGACUCUGUGAUUAUCAUGUAAAUGGAAACAUUUUUUUUUUAAUGUGGGUGUAUUUGCGUAACUUAGUUGUUUCAUCUGACCUUAGCAUCGAGCAAUAUCUGAGACAAUAAAGUAAACCAAGUUAUGCUUGACAGUCAUUUGAAGCUAUUGACAUCAGUAAGUCAAUUAAAGAAUAUAAAUUUGUUUCAGGUUGCCAGCCAAACUUUGGUUUUGCUGUUAAGUUUUAUGAGCCCCUUCCUUCCCAAAUCAAGACUGACUACACCAGGUAAAGCAAAUACAUAGCAUACUUCCCACAGAUAGAGAUGGAAUUCUUUUUAUAGUGAGUUUUAGAGGUUAUUUAGAGUUGCAUUAGUUUUGGUCUACUUCCCUAAAUAUUAAUUAGUCUAGAAUACUUUUGCCACCUACUCGGCUUGGCUUCAGACAGUUUGUUAUUACUUUUAUUGGUUAUCAUACUGUUUUGUCUCCCAAUUGAACUUCAACUUGUUAUUGAUAGAAAGAAUUUCCCCUAAGUUUUUUAUUAAAUGUGAGAAAUUGCUUUUGAACUUAAUUCCAAAGAAUAUUCUUUGAGUCACAUGUAUGAUGCAAGAGCAAGAACUACUCAAGCAAAUCAAAGAGAACAUUCACUAAGCAUUCAUACUAGAUUCUUCUACUCAGUCUUUAUUUAAUUUGUGGUUUUUUUUUUCAUACAUUUUUAUAUUUUAUUGGGAUUCCUUGAAAAAACCUUGUGAUUGUUGUUAAUUCCAAAUAUUAAUUAUGAAAUGGUGUUUAUAAAACUAAGUUAUGGAUUAGCGUUUCACAGUAUCGUUUUCUAUUGUUUACAAUCAGAUCUUACCAAGUAUCUCUUGUAAUUUUUUCAUAAAGUACGAGAAAAGAAGGGUUCUUUUAUUUGGAUUUAGAUGUAGCAUAUGUCUCAAUCAUCAUUUUGCUCCCAAGGUAUUUGAUGUGCAUGCAGUUGAGGGAUGAUGUAAAUUCUGGGAGGUAAGAUACAAAUCUCUAACAUUUGUUUGCUAUGCAGAUAUACCAUAAGAGCAUGGACAGCUUAGAUGAAAUGUUUAGUGGCUAAAAAUAGAAUUGCUUGUAUCCAUGUCAUCUUCUUUACAAUGAAAUUUCUAACUUCAGAAUUCCCUUGAGUCAAUGCAAAGAAUGAAUAUGUCUUUGUAAGCUCAACCUUGCAUGAUAUGAAGUCAUCCUGUUCUUGGGCAUAGCUCUCUGGGCCUGGGCCUGGGCCUGGGAUUAAGAGGCUCUGAUGGGGUCAUUUUGCUAUGUUCUUAAGUGAGAAACUUACUCUCAUAGAGUCUUCCUCACCUAAGAAUUUGAAUGAGUGUAGAGUAAUAAGGCUGAAUGAACAUCUUCACCCUUAAGAUGUAGACACAUUUGUAGUCACUUCAUACAACAGAAAGUGUGGAUAUGGUGUUUGAGACUUCCAUAAACCAUAUCUCCUAGCUUUUUAUGGUCACCUGAAUGUAAUAUCACUGAUUGACUGUUAUGUUGGUUUCUCUUUUUCAGAUUGCCAUGUUCCUUUAGCAACCAGGCUGUGCUUGGAUCUUACAUUGUGCAGGGUUAGUCCUUCAAAAAGAAAAUCAAGAACUAAUUUUCAUUGCAUUCAGCCAAUGUUGUUGUGGAAAGAGUUUUCUACCUCAUUUGUCAAAGUUGUGGCAUUUGUUUUCAUAGUCCAGCUGGAAACUGACUCUUCCUUUUACUUAUAAUUUAGGUGAUGUUGGUGAUUAUGAAGCUCGUGAACAUGGAACUGACUACUUGGAUGGAAUGGUCUUUGCUCCUGACCAGGUAAAGAUGCUGAGUUAAAAUGGUUUUUAUAUUAACUUGUGAUUCAAUGACUUGGUCAAUUCUCAAGUCAAAUCAAAAGUUUCACUGGGUUGAGAUUUUGUCUUAUUCUCUUGAACUGUCAUCGUAAAAAUGUAUUAUAUUGUCAGGAAAAUAAGCUAUUGGUCGUCCUGCAAAUGUAAAGGCUAUCCCUAUCACUUUUUAGAAAUAAAUGGUAACUCUACAAAGUCAGUAACCUUAAAGCAAUAUUUUAUUUUUUCUGUUUGUACAGACACAAGAAUUACUGGACAAAAUUAGGGAACUUCACAAGCAAAACAGGUAGCAUAAGAUCUCUACUAAUAAAGUAACACUUUGAUCUCUCAAAUGGUAUUUUUCAACAAUAGUUUGCAUUCAUAACCUUGUGGAUUUUUUCAAUGUUAAUCAAACACUUUCAUUUCUUUAGAGUGCAUGUUACAGGAAAUAAGGUGUCAUUGAAAGGAAGUUGUUAAUGAAAAUUUUGUUAUUAUUGCUGGGUGAAAAAUUAAGUUGAUUGGAAGUUAAAUGCUGUGGUAAUUUUUUACACUCAAUUAAACAGAAUCUGUUUAAAAGCAGAAUCAUCUCAUUAGACAUGCCUGUGAUAAAAAUGACCAAGAUACUGCAAGAAAUCUGAUUGGUCAUAAGCCUAUCAUUCAUUGCACCGAUAAACUGAUAGAAAAUUGAAACAAAGGUUGUUUUGUUCUUAGUUUAUGUUAUCAAAGCAAUAGAGCGCACUUUUUUGGGUUCACUGGCAUAACAACCCACUUGGAAUAUUGGAAGAACAUGAGAAAAGUUUUUAAAUCACUCCCCUCCAGCUUGUGAAUUACAAAGUUCUCUAUCAAUCUUCCAAUUUUCUUUGUGGGUUAUUAUGCAGAUAAACUGAUUGAAAGUGCAGUCUAUUGCUUAGUUAGCAUUUAAGGAACUCAUGAUAUCCAGAAAUGGAUGUUAUAGUUUGAUGUUUGUUUUCCAGGGGUCUCAGUCCAGAAGAAGCUGAUUUACAGUACCUAAAGAUGGCAGCAACAAAACUUGUCAUGUUUGGUGUGGAUGCACAUCCAGCAAGGGUAGGUAGAAUUGCUUCUACCACUAAACCUGACAUCACUUGUUUAAACAGGGCAUGAAAUUGCACCUAAUAAAGGCACCAAUGUGACUAAAUUUUUCACUUUGGUGACUAAAUCCUGAAAAUUAGUCGCCAAAUUGGUGACUAGAAUGUUUCAUCAUAACCUUACCAAGAGAUAUAGUGAAUUAAAUAGAUUUGCAAAGAUAAAUCCAUGGCAAACUUCCUCAUUAAGUUUGUUUCCAAAACGCGGCACAUGCAUCUCAAUCGAUAACUAGACACCAUCUUGGAUUUAAGUGAGCUUGAACAUUUUAUAUCAUCCAUCCUAGUGUCCUCUUUGUAGCAUGUUAAAGAUCUUCUCCCUAACUUAAUUUUGGAGGGUCUAUCUGGAAUGCUGACUGUGUAAAAAAAGGUUUUGUUUGUCUUUGAAAAUGGCCAUCAACUUUUUUUUAAUUGGCUACCACUUUGAAGAAUUUAGGAGCUAAGUGGCUAUCUGAGAAAAAAAGUUAAUUUUACACCCUGUUAAAUUGUUGUUAGGUCUCCUUCUAGUUCUGAGAGUUUUCUUCUGAAUUCCAUGGUUUUCCUCUUCCACUAAGAGCAAAAUUAUAAGUUAGAAUUCAACUUGAAAAAAGUCACAGAAUUGAGAACCUUGUGGUAGCAAUGUUCUGUGGAGAACUGUCAGUAGCCAGCUAAAAAUUACUCUAGCUGGCAAAGGUUUAUGUGCUCUUUCAUAUCAGUACAUGUAUUUUACUUGUUUGUCCAGUUGAAGUAGCAUAUCUCUACCUAUAAAUGGCUUGCUACCAAUUGUCUUGUUUGUAACAAGUCUGGUUACUUUCACAGCAAGUUUUUUAUCAGGUUGCUUGUGAUAUCUCAUCCAAAGUUGCUCUGAGUAUAUUUGUUUGAUUCCAAAUAAAGGAACAAGAUGGCACAGAAAUACUCAUUGGUGUUUCUCAUGAUGGUGUUGCUACCUACAAAGACAGACUGGUGGUCAACAAAAUUCCAUGGUAAGUGCAUGAAUUUCAUCUCGCAUUGCAUGAUUAAUUCUUACAUUCCAAGGGAAGUUAUAGGUGCAACUUCUUUAAGCCUAUGGCCCCUGAGUGUGACGAGCAUCUAAUUUCUCCUUACAAUAUCACACCUGAAUCAGACAUUAGGGUUAUGAGAAUAACUUAAAUUAAGAGGCUUUUGAUUGAUAAACAAAUUCUUCAUUCUUCAAUCAUAGUAUCUGAACUUCAUUUGAAAUUUUGAUUUAGGACCAAGAUUGACUACAUCAAGUACAGAAAGAGGAAUUUCAUCAUCAAAAGCCAUCCAGGAGAGGUAAAAACAGAGUAAUUGCCGCAGUUAGUUCUAGCAUUUUCCAGAGGCCUUCAAGAGGAGACAUAUUUUGUUUAAAGGUUAAAAGGUUCUCUAGAGCUUUGCACUCCAAGAAGAUACCCUUACAAGGGAUUUUUUGUCUAUGUGAUCCAGAAAAUCCCAAGUAAGAUCAUUAUUUGGUAGAUCCUCUUUUUCUUUUUUUAGACUUUAAGAGACGAGAUUUGGCUCAGAUUGCACAGAAUUUGACUCCUUCCUGUGAGUUCUGUUUCAUAAUCCUAUGAAGGAUUUCAGCCACCCUUUGACCCUUUAACCUCUAAGAGUGACUGGGAUCAAUUGUCUCCAUAUAGCAUCACUGCUGAAUCAAACAUAAACGUUGUAACGAAAAGGAAAAUAUCCAAAAUUAAAAAAGGUCCUGAUUGUCAUACAAAUUCUCCUGACAAACCUCAUGAAUUGUAUGAGGAGCAGUUUGGAGAAAGUAUAUUUUGAGGGUGUAAAGGGUUGAUGAACACAAUUUUGCACUUGUGCAAAACAUUAUCAUUUGAUAAACACAAUUUUGCACUUGUGUGAAACAUUAUUAUUUAAUGAACACAAUUUAACACUUGUGCAAAACAUUCUUAUAAAUUAUUGGUAUUUCUUUCAAUUAUCAGCUGGACACUUUGACAACUAGAGCUGUUUACAAGAUGCCAAGUGAGAAGGCAGCCAAGCGCUUGUAUAAAUCUUGCGUUGAACAUCAUACAUUCUUCAGGUAUAAAAUUUUCUUCUGGCUAGUAUCAACUGUCUGCACAUUGCCCUUCUGCAAAACACCCAUGUUUUUAUUACUAUUUUUUUUUCCUCUGCUACUGCCUGAAUUUUAAAUCCUACUGCCAAUACGUUCAGCAAAACUCUGUUAGGAGUUUUCUCCCCCACACCACAUUACUGAUAUUGCUCCAAACACAAUCUUGCCUUUUCUGUGUCAGGUUAACUUUCUCUGACCCACCACCAAGUCGCAGUAGCUCUCUGCUGAGGAUGGGAUCAAAGUUCCGUUACAGUGACCGCACCCUGUAUCAGCUACACAAGGAUGGUCAACCAAUCAAGGACCAGCCCAAGUUUAAUCGUGUUUCAAGUCUAAACUGGUCACGUCGUUACCAAAUGCCUUCUCUAUCAGAAACCAGGAUUUAUGUGAAAGAAGAUGAUGAGAGCAACAAGAGGCCCUUAUCAGAGGGAAAUCUUCCUGGAAAGAUGCGGUGGUACAAAGGGGGACAGGUGAGUUAGUAUGGUUAAUUCAAUGUAUACGUUUCUUGGACAUGUCUUUUGAUUCUUUUUUGUACAAUUUUCUUUACAACAAAGCUGGAACCUUCAAAUAUUUAUUUCUUAUUCCUAGUGUACUCAAGAUGCCUGUAUACGUGUUUUAUGUAUGAAAACAAGAUUGUUGAGACAUAUAGGGUAGCAUCAGGCAAAAUUUGGCAAAUGUACGAUAUGUUUAGGAGAUUAUUAGUCUGCAAGUGAAUUUUGUUGCUCUGUAUGGAAAUUUUAUUUUCCAAUUGUUUUAGGCACCACUAAUGGAGGAGGAAUCAAUGGCGACCUUGACACCAGAAGAGCGUGAACAGUAUCAGAGAGAGAUAACAGAGAAAUUGGGAAAACAAAAGGGAGAAAGAGGAGACGAUGUCAUCAGAGCUACUGGUGCUGGGGAAGCUGGUGGCUUCUAUGCAUAUGGUAGAGCAGAAAGACCUGAUCCUCAAGCCACAGUCACUGCUGUGGAAGAAGAGGCAAGGAGACGUGAGUGGGAGAGGAAACAAGCUGAGGAACGAGAAAGGAUACGUGAGCAGGAGAAAGAAGCAGAACGAGAGAGGAAAUUGCAAGAAUGGAUUGAAAGCGAGAAGAGAAGGUUAAAUAAAAGUUUGAUAAGAGUGUUAUUCAAGUCAUCUUUUCCUAAAGGAUCUUAGUCAGUGAAAAAUUAAAACCAAAUUUUUCCCAGCGACCAAUCAGAACAAAAACUUGCUUUGUUAUUAACCAAUGAGAACUCUGUGUGAAAACAAGCAAACUGCUUGAAGCGCGGGAAAACGUGCAUGACCAAGUCGCGAUUGUUUUUAGUUUUGUAUCCUAUUGGUUGAGAGAAUGGCGCGUUUUCUUGACCAAUCACAGAGCAAAUUAAAGAAAAAUCAAAGCAAUCCUCAAUUCCUUUCAACGCUCAAUUGAAAAUUGCUCUAGAAUACAAUAACUGAUCAGCAAAAUUUGGUCAUUUUUUGUUGGAUAGAAUAACAUAAGGUACAAUCUGUCUUGAUUUUAGGGUUGAGGCAAUUGAGCCGCAGGAAGCCGGCCCAGCGUACACAGCUCCUGGAGGAAAAGCUGAAAGGUAAUUUUACGCGAUCAAAUUGGUCAAAUUGAGGUAAAGUGUACCUUAACGAAACGUGUGUAUAAGCUUGAUAUUCAUAUCUUGUUUGUAUAUUUUUUUUCUACCACACUAUUUAUUGUUUUCUCACGUAUUGAAUGCUGUCUAUUUUAGAGCAACAUUUACUCUGGAAAAGGUCAAGAAGGAAGAACCAGAAUUUGUCAGCAUGGGCGUGGCUACCCCCGUUAGUGGUUUUGACACCAUCAAGAGGGCAGAGACGAGGGUAGCUGAUACUGAUACGUACAAGGGACGUGUCCAGAAGCUGCCACAGGAUGAGAUGGUAAGAAUCUAUAGAUGUCAUUGAGUCCUAAAAGUUGACCAAAAACUCUUGUCAUUUGUCAGACGCGUUUGGCUAGUUGGGUCUUUCCGUUGGGAGAGAGUUCCACUGUUGAUAGGAGCAUUUUGACUAGAACCAUUAUUUCCCAAUUUUUAUCAGUUCACUUCCUACAGAAAAUUCUCAAAUGCCAACUCCGUUCAAAUUCGACAUUCUGCCGACCAGUGAGUUGUUACUAAUGAUUAGCACCCCAACACUUGUUAUGUAGAUAAGCCAUUCAAAGGCAGUUUGACGCAGCUAAAAUGAGAGCGUCCAAACAGCGUCUGUCCAACAAUGGCAUUGUCGCCGUUUUACGUAAACCCGUUUUGGUUCUGGCUCUUAAACUUAGACAAGGGCAUCAGUCUGUAACAGUGCCUGGUAUUGUAAAGAAAUAUGAAGGAAACUUGUCGCGGUUUUCCAGGCCAAUCACAGAGCAAACUUGCCUCCUUCGCAACCGUUCUUUGAGAUGUGAAAGAAUGGUCCCCUAGAGUGUUGCGUGACAUUUAAAGAACGGUUGCGACGGAGCCUCAGAGAGAACCGAAGCAAAAGGAAAACAAUAGCAAAUUACUUUCGACAAUCGAUGGUAAAAUAUAUUUUUAAAUGUUGAGUUAUGGAACGCAUGUAUUGCAUCAUUCCACCAUCUUUGUCUGUGUAUAGAAUGACAGGCACUCGAAACGACCUUUUUAGUGUAGUUUUCAUUUGAGCCUCGAACAACUAAGACCAUAAUGAUCACAACAGCCAAUCGGAAAGAAGGUUGACAUCAUUACAGAAUUAGAACUCUGCGUAAAAACGCGAGGUUUUUUGCACCAAUCCUAGAACGAAAUUAAGCAAAAUCAAAGAGAUCAUGGAUUACUUUCGACGCUCAAUUAAUUACAUCCUGAAAACUUUUUUUUUCACAGGGUCCUGACCCUUCUGCAAGGACAAACACAUGGGGUGGUGGAAAAAAGGAUAAUGUAUCCUACACCCGAACACACACCAGUGCAACUUUACCCAACCGAGGAGCAAGAAAAGGCUUUGAUAGCAACAUGAUGCCUGAUGAGGACAGGAGACGCAGUGCUGAGGAUUUGUUGGAGAACAAUGGACAGGAGAGGGGCCAAAGACAAGGAAAAGUACCUCUGGUGAAUAGGGAUGAACUGAUGAGGUACUACUCACCUGGGUCAAGUGACACUCUGCGCACUGAACCCGCCCAGCAUGAGAUCAAGAGAUCACUGAAAGAUGACCUCAACUUGCAGCACGAGCAAGGCGAGGGUGGCUUUGUUCGGGAGAGCAUCCGAAGAAACGAAGGCUUCAUUGCAAAGCAGACCGUGCGGAACGACCUGGAAAGCGCUCCACCCGAGAUCACCACCAAGACCAUGAUCAUCGAUAAUGACAGAGACCCGAAAGUGUAUCGUCAGAACAGAGCUCCGGAGGUAGAGACGCACUCGUUUUUGAUUGGACGGAACGAUGGACAGCCAGGAGUUAAACAAGGUACUCCCUAUCGCUUUAGUGACAUCACCCAGGAUGGUUCUCCUGAGCCAUAUUCACCACAUUCAAGACAUUACAAUGUGCCCAGCGUCACCACACAGAGAGUUGUGUAUGACCAAAAUGGACCUCCCAUUAGUCCACCUUCGAGUGGUUAGUAAACGAUUCCCAAUCAAUUUCAGUAUUUCAGUAACUGCGCACCUACCCCUCCCCUAACCCAGUAACUACGCACCUAACUCAACGUUAACCCUUGACUUGUCUGCAGUUGACUUUUGUUGGGUUAGGGAAGGGUUAGGUGUGUAGUUGUUCAAGGACCGACAUUGAUCCAAGUUCCCUUUGAGUGCAGUUUAUAAAACCGCAGUAACACUAGUGAUUGCUUCUCGACAAAUGAACUUCUCAUGGGACAUUCAGUUACAACAACCUUUGCGCGUGUGUAAGACAAAGUUACGAAGGAGUAGAAUUUACAUGGAAAAGAAUUUUCCUUCAACCUCACUACAAAUUCCCCAUCAGGUCUCCUAAUCAAGUUUCGUUUUCAAGAUAACUGCUUUCUCCUUUAUUGGUAUCCUUUUUUUUUUUUCAUUUUGCUUUCAAACGGAUUCUUUCUACGGAAAAGCUGUGUCAUAGUCUUCGCUGCUCAGGGAAAUUUUCGAGAGAAAUUCUGUCAUUGAGAACUUGUUAGUUUAAUGCCGUUUUAGUGUUUUUUAAUUUACCCCAAAGAUAGAAAUUUUCAAGCUAUUUUGAGCCACUGCAUGAUUUUGGUAUUGGUUGGAGAACAUUGCAUUGAAAAAACGGACGAGCUCUCAGUGUUUUUAUCUGCUGAGAAACGAAAAUUCGGAAAAACUGGUGAAAAAACCCUGCAAAUUAAAGGUGCCUGUAUGAGAUCUAACCGCACACUUGUCCAGAAAUUAUCACAAUCAGUUUUUUUUUCUUAUCAUAUUUAAUCCAUGACAUUUUUUUUUAAAUUCGCUUACAAUAGUCAAGUUGAUCUCUGCUUGCGAACAUUUCCCGCACUAGUUAUGACAUUUGCUCAAAAGUUUUGGAGAUUGAUGACUUAUAUCACAUUUCAGCUAAGUGAGACUUUACAUGCAAGUCUUCUUCGGAGCCGUUCUUUGGAAAGUAACUCAACCCUCUCGUUAAAAGAAGUUUCAAAGAGGGGAACGUUGCGUGACAUUCCAAAGAACAGGUCCGAAAGUGACUGAGCAGGUUGGUCAUAGCCAAAGCAGUUCUCUUGCUUUUACCAAGAAUGUCACGUCAUUCUGGAAGUGAUGUAAAUUUUCUGUCUUUUAAUUUAAUUUACGACUUCCUCUCAACAGGAACCCAAGAUGGCGGCACGGUGAUUACUCGUACCAUAAUGAUGGGUGGUGCAGAGCCAACUAGAACAGAGACUAUUCGUCAGACGACCAUGCCUACAGAGAUAAUUCAAAAGACAAUCACCAUCGAGGGUGAUGGAAACCAGCUGACUGCCGAGGAGCUGAAGGACAUCAUAGCUAAACAUGCAGGAGACAUUGGAAGCAGUGAAGUGGUUACCACUGUAAGUCGCGACUAUGCCAUGGCCAUCAUGUUGAUGAAAAAUGAAAGUAAUAAAGUGCGGAAACCAAGAAAAAAAAUAGUUUUGUGAGAUAGAGAAGCACAAAAAUGGGGACCCUAAGCCAAAACAAGAAAUAAGACUGUUAGGGAUAGAGGAGAAUUUCACAUCAGGCUUGCAGUAUAACAUUUUCGUUUUCUAUCUACGUUCACUCUUCCAGCGUGUGUUAUGUUUACUACAGUUUUCUGUGGCCACCCUCCCAAAGGUCCCUGUUGCUUGGUGGUAGGACAACUGAAUCACUAACCUUGUGGAUACUGUUUAGACUCCAGCUACACUCAAAAUGUUCGUGUUUUGGUGAUGAUAAUAUAAAUUUAAAAAAUUCCGCAUUUUCCAUGCAACACGAACGCAAAUUACAAAUGGCGCGCGCACGCUUUCAAAAUGUCGCCUUUCUUGACUUUCUGUGCUGCUCUUUCAAGUACAUUAUUACCAAGUAAUAACAUGAAUUCCGAUGCAGUUUGGGAUGAAGACACUUUUAGAUCUUUUGAAAGAUUUACUCAUGCUUAUUUACACCAAAUUGUACUGGAAAUGAUGUUGUUACUUCGUCCUUAGACGAGUGCGAGCUUCGAAUAACUCUUUUACAUACGAAAUGUCUCAUUCCUUUUCAGACUUACACAACCAAGGUUCAAGAAGUGAAGCAAACGAAGACAAUAACAGAAACAAUGAGGGUUGUGGAUGAUGAAGGGAACAUCAUCAAAACUGGUGACCCUGAUACUGAUGCUGUAAGUGAUCGGCUCACCACCAUUACCAUGGUGGCACCAGUGAACUCUCUUGUUGGUCGAACUGUUGUAACUUUUGUCUUAAACAGAAGAAUGUUUGAGCCCACGGUAGAUCGAUUGAAGGUUGCUAAGUAAUUCAGUGACGUACGUUUACAACGAAGUGUACGUGCGAUUGGUUGAACCGUAAAACUCUGGAUUAUGAACAAGAAGAUUUCCUAGUAUUCGGUUAAUGUACUAAAUAUUUCAUGAAUUUUUUUGCAAGAAGUGGGACGGUGUUUAGACGAAGGCGCUUUUUUUCCUUCACUGUAGUUGCUAAAUGACAAAUGAAUUGUAUUUAUGUAAUUUUCCGUAUAUUUGUUUGUUUUUCUAUUUAUUUAUUUUUCGACGGAAUAGUUUGGUUCCCAACCUAAUCUCUGCAAAAGGUUAAGAAGUCAAAGUAUUGUACUCAUUGCUCUUGCAUUGAAAUCCUAUGUAGGCAAUUUGGGAGGCCAUCCAGCGAGCAAAGGAAGAGAACCCUAACGCUAAAAUAACCGAGGUUGUUAUAACCAGGACUGAUGAAGAAAGCCAAGCGUAAAGGUAAAGUUAUUUUGUUAUUUUUAAGCGACUUUCUUUCAACUUCCCGAGUUUUAUUGUUUUAUUGAUUAUUCUCUCUAGCUGCAUAACGCUGUUGAUAAUUUUAGUUCUCUUCUGACAUUUGACAGUGAUUUUAACUGGAUCUUGUUUGUUUACACACUUGCUGCUGUGCUUGAACCUUGAUUGGCUUAUGUCUUUUUGUUCCGUUGUGGCGAUUGGUUCUCCUGCUAAUGAUAUGUUCGUGUUAUCCUUCCAAUUUGAAUGUAGACAUUCCUUUGUCAUGUCAAUCCUAUGGUUUUUUAAUCUCAAAUUCAGUCGUCUUUGAAACUUUCUUGAUUUUGAUGUACGAUUUACCAUCCGCAGCAGUUAAAACCCACGGAACCCUUAAGGAACUGCAGUCGGCCAAGCCGACAAGUAGAGGAUGAACGCUGCUUCCCUAAAGUGUUACACACUCGUAAAGGAUAUACUAUAAAAGUUAAGGAUGUAAAAUCAGUGGUGUUGGAAUAUUGAAGAGCCCAUAGUGGUACAGUUUAAAACAAGUCUAGGUUGUUGAAGGUGUUGAAGUGGGAGGAGAAUUAAACCGCUCAAUGGGUUUGUUUGUUUGUUUUUGUCAAGCACUGUAUUAGAAUUUUAUUGUAAAUGUGCUUUUAAUUUUAGGAAAAGGCGUAUGUGCACGUCGUUAUUUGGUAGUUAGCUUUUUCAGAUGAUUAACCGUACACGAAGCCCGUUGCCAGUUCAUCCAAUGAAAGAAUUUCAUUUAAGGCGAAAUGUUACGCAAGUUUUAUUUCGACUUUCACACAUGCAGAGAUAAAAUUUGUUUGGAGAAGACCUUAUCGUUACAAAAGUAACAAACUUUGAUAAGCACUAGGUAUAUUAUCUUCUUAUUAUGUUUGUUUCUAUUUUUUAAAAUGCCCCAAAUCAUUCAACAUCCUAGGGAUUUUGAAACUAACUCGAUUCAAACACAUUAAAUUAUAGUAUUUUAAGAUUGCUUUAAGUUGGAAUUCCUGCUUUUAGUUUUGUAAUAAUGUAACCAUUUUCUAAAUAAGAUGAAUUGGGGUCGUGUCAUGCGGAAGCUUCCCACGGUAUGUUUUUUUCUAAUUAAUAGCUUUAGGUGUUCGCUUACUACAAUUUCGAACUUUUAUCUAAGAUGGUGGAAGAUUAAAGAUUUAUCAUUCGCGGUACUUAGCUCUAUAAUUUUAAUCUUUUAUAUAAGAUGGUUGAAGACUAAAGAUGUAUCAUUCGUGGUACCUAGCUCAGCAACGUUUUAAAAUCACGAUUUUUACGAGUGAAUCCCUUCUUUCGUAUGAAUGUGGGCUUUGCUCAAUUCGGGGCACGUUGAGAACGCUACUGCUGA